UUACACCCAUCAAUCACUUUAUUUUUGGGGAUGAUUUCUGAGCAAGUGAAAUAUGAACGAAGAUGAAUUAAUAGGAAUAUUUUUUGCAGUAUCGGGUAGUAGGGGUGAUAGAAUUUUAUUUAAAUACCCAUAUUUCUCACUGAACAAUUAUUACUAUGACGAUAUAGACAAUGAUUACCAUGCUAUUGAAUAUGAAGAAAUUAGUUCAAUUAUAUUAAAAUCAAGAUAUCGCCGAUUGCAUGAUUACAAUUCUUCUAAAACUAAUCAUAAAUUUAUUGAUCUCCUGCUUGCAACUUUUUUGUGUGUGAAGUCAGAAUCAUAUUUUAAACUAUUUGAAGUUAAGAUUGAUGAUGUAAAUUAUGUUGGGUAUCCAUUCUUGCUGAAAAUUGAAAUGCCUGAAAACAAAAUCCAAUCCUUUAAUAUAGUUUUUGCAUUUAAAACAUUUGAAAAUACGAAGAAAACAUUUUUAAGUAAUAAUUAUCAAAUGAUAAGUAAAAACUUGGCUAUAAUCUUGCAAAAUAAACAAUUUGAAAAUGAAUAUCUGACAAAUAAUAUUAGAAAGAUGUUUCAUAUAAUUGAUGAAUAUUCUGUUAUCAAGGAUUGUGAAAAAUUAGAAAACAUAAAUCCUUAUAAAAUUAUGCUUGAUCAAAAUGUUAAUAUAUGCAUUGUUAUUAAGGACAUUUAUGAAAAUCUAUGUAAAGACAAGUGUUUUAAUAUUAAGAUUGAAAACACUUUUUUUAAUUUAUAUAUUCCACUCAAUAUCAAACUUGCAAACAGUUAUGAUACUGCUCAAUUACCCUGUGAUAAUUUAAUAAAACCCUUUCAUUCCAUUUUACUCAAUGAUAAUAUUUCAACAAAGAAACUCUUAUAUCAAAAUAUGUCUUUAAAUUUUCUUAAUUUAUGUGUUCCAACCAAGAGUUUAUACAAAAUUUCUAUAGAAGCAAAUAUAUCAUUAAAUUAUAUUUUAGAUGUGAUUAAACAAUUGGUUCAUUUGGGUCAAUGUAGAAUUAUAUAUCCAUUGUGUGAAACUAAUAUUUACGUUAUAACUCCACAAAUUACCGAAAUAUUGAAUGCAUCUCUAAUCGAAAAGUUUAACAAACAAAUAGACAGCAAUACCAAUCUUGUUCAUAUUUUAGAAAUAUUUUCACAUCCCUUUACUCUGAUUUAUCAUUAUAAUAUUGCACACAGUAAAAAUUUGUUGGCCAAAUUUACUCAGGAUGAUAGAAUAAAAAUUAUUGUAUGGCUGAUACGUCAUGAAUUGAUUAUUCAAUUGCAUACAUAUAUUUACCUCAAACCAAGUUCCGGGAGUUCAAAUUAUGAAGAAAAGUUUAUUUCACCGGCACCGAAAUCUCAAAUACAAAAUUUAUAUUCCAGUGAAAAAGAGGUGUCUCAAGAUGUUAUAAAUACUCUGCGCCCCGCAAAAAAAUAUACCAUGUUAUUUAAAAAAUUAAUGGGAUAUUUUAAUGGUCUAUUUCAUAUUGAAGAGAUUAUGUUCCUGGAACAUAUUAAAAGAUCGACAUUGAUGUCCUGCCUUGAAAACUUUAAGGAUUCGCUUAUAUUUAUAAAACAUUAUGAUGAUAAAUUACGCUCUAUUGAAAAUAAUAAGGAUGAUGUAAAUACACCAGAAUUUAAAAUUAAACACCUAGUCAUAGUUUUAACUAAAUUAAAAUUGCCAGUACAAACCACUUUGGAUAUACCCAAACGUAGGAGGGAAGAAAAUGAUCUUGAUACACUCAUUUAUAUACCCAAAGACCAUAUAAAAUCACUACCUAGUACAAAUUUAGAUAUAUCAAGUAUUACAUUUAAUAAAAAUGAUGAUAGUCAACAAAAUGAACAUACCAAAUCACUAAUUAAUAUAGAAAAUCAAAAUUUUAAUGAUGAACUUGAUAUCAUAAGCAACAAUUUACCACCCACAUCAGAAAAUCAAAAUUUUAAUGAUGAACUUGAUACCAUAAGCAACAAUUUACCACCCACAUCAGAAAAUCAGAAUUUUAAUGAUGAACUUGAUACCAUAAGCAACAAUUUACCACUCACCUCAGAAAUACCUAGAUACUCUAUAAAAAAUUAUGAUAAAAAUAAGCUAAAUACACUUGAUCACUUCAAAUCUCUACCUAGUAUAUCAAGUAUCACAUUGAAGAAGAAUGAUAGUAGUCAACAAAAUAUUAUAGGCUGUAUCAAUUUAGAAUUUAAAGAAAUUCCCACAUACUCCAGAAAACUAAAGGAUAAUAGACAACCAAUUAUACUAGAUCAUUUAGAACCAUCACCUACUACAAGUGAUAUAGUCUAUUACUUUAUACUUAUAAUAAUCAAAAGUUGGUUCCAAAGCUAA
Molecule: messenger RNA, 2329 nt
Organism: Gordionus sp. m RMFG-2023
Lineage: Eukaryota; Metazoa; Nematomorpha; Gordioida; Chordodea; Parachordodidae
Product: GATOR1 complex protein NPRL3-like
Exons: 21
Coding region: 53-2329 (758 amino acids)
Biological process (GO): TORC1 signaling; negative regulation of TORC1 signaling; cellular response to amino acid starvation
Cellular component (GO): GATOR1 complex
Source: RefSeq, a predicted model, not a curated record